Solea solea (common sole) is the source of this 1757-nucleotide messenger RNA. Its product is annotated as trophoblast glycoprotein-like. The record is from RefSeq and is a predicted model, not a curated record. Gene Ontology annotation, cellular component: plasma membrane. Lineage: Eukaryota; Metazoa; Chordata; Actinopteri; Pleuronectiformes; Soleidae. Gene Ontology annotation, molecular function: protein binding. The transcript is spliced from 2 exons. Gene Ontology annotation, biological process: negative regulation of canonical Wnt signaling pathway. The coding region runs from base 20 to 1258 and encodes 412 amino acids.
GCAGUGGUUUAACUUCAAGAUGUGUACUUUUGCAGUUCGUGUGUUUUUGGGAAUUCUUCUUUUUACGCCGCACCAGUGCUUGGGGUGUCCGUUGGGCUGCGAGUGUUUUGCUGUCACUCGCACAGUGAAAUGUGUUUCGAAGGAUCUGCUCACGGUGCCACAAAGUGUUCCAGGAUAUACAAAGUCUGUGAUCAUCACAGGGAAUAAUAUACACCAGAUUUCACCUGAUUCAUUUACAGAGAUGGAGAAUGUCACCAACAUCAUUUUAAGCAAUAAUAGGAUCACAGAGAUGGAAUCCCACAGCUUCUCCGUCCUCAUCAACCUGCGUUUCUUGGACCUCAGUGGGAACCAGCUGGCACUCAUCCAUCCUGAGGCUCUCAGCAUACCUGGCAGUCCCCUUCAGGAGCUCAACCUGAGCCGCUCGCUGUACAACUUCACUGCCGUGACAGAUCUCACCACGGCCCUGCGCUGGGGCGGCCUCAUGGGGCUCCUCCGCCUUGACCUGUCAGGAAACCACCUUGCUCUACUUCCCCCAGGGAUGUUCUCCCACCUUCCCAACCUGCAUCAGCUCUUCCUCACCAACAACUCUUUGGUAACCAUCUAUAGUGGGACCUUCUCUGGCCUGAACCAUCUGCAGGUGCUGGACCUGACACACAAUGCCUUCAAGACAUUUGGUGCUGAUUCUCUACAAGAGCUGGAGAUGCUUGGCAACAUCCGCAUCCUUCUUGGUAACAAUCCUUUCACUUGCACCUGUGAAAUCCAUGAUUUUGUUAUUUGGCUGAAUGAAUCAAGAGCUCAGCUGGACGUGGAUGCUGUGCGGUGUGCCACACCAGGACUGGUAUCCAACUCCCAGCUGCGAGGACUCAGUGACCAGGCCAUCGGGUGUGUUGUUCCAGUUCAAGCAGAGGUGGCCGACCUCACUCUGCAGACGUCCUACGUGUUCCUGGGUCUGGUGCUGGGGUGUGUGGGCAUAGUCUUUCUUCUUGUGCUUUACCUGAAUCGCAAAGGAAUGAAGAAGUGGAUUAUUGAAAUGAGAGAUGCAUGUCGAGACGUCCUGGAGGGAUAUCACUACCGAUAUGAGAUUGACUCGGACCCCAGGCUGGGCCACAUCCCAGCAGACAACAGUGGCAGCAGAGCACAAGGGCAUUUAAGGUUAGCUCUGUCACAGCAGCUGCCAACUGACACCUGUAUUGUCCAGGUUCCCACAGACACACAGGUCAAAAAGAUGACCGCCUCACCCCCAUCUGUGAACUUAUGAUCUCAUAUGAAAUUUGUCCAAAUAUGAGCUUGAUGUAUUAAUAGUUAAUAGUUUAGGAGAGUACAUUUAUAAAUACAUUUUAUGCUUUUGAUCUUCCUGUACAUACUGUACUGCAGUUAUAGCCUAAAUUAUAAAUAUCACCCUACAAGUGCCUUUGUGUUUUUGAGGCACUAGAAUAUUGUUUUGUAAAGUGACAUUAAUAUUGUAGGUUUUUCAUAAAUUUUAUAAGAAUAUAAUGCAAGAUACAAGAUAGGUUGAACUCACACUAGAUGAACAUCUAGCUUCUUUUUUUCUUUUUAGUGUGAUUCCAUUGUAUAAUCUUGAGGUACUACUUUAGAAAAUAGAUGAAUGAUUGUUAUCAUAGAUACAAACUUCAAGAACAGAUCUUCAAUAGGUUUUCUAUGUGUCAACUCGAGAAAUAUCAAUUUGAAUGUAUAGUCAGCUGUGCUGCUUUAUUUUGCUGAGUAGUAUUCAUAAUGUGACCUGGAUUACAGUCGAA